AUGGGUGGGUUGGGGAAAUGUACGUCCCAGGUACUCCCAGAAUUUGACGUACUAAUUUUCGGGAGGAUAUUAAAUAACACUCAACCCAGUCAAAAUGUAACUGAUUGGGCUGAGGAUGGCUAUAAUGAUAUCCUGGAACCUCACAUGUUGGCACAUGAAGCAGUAUGGAAGCAGUAUGGUUUUGGUAAGGCCAGGAAUACGCCAGAAUUUGGUAAGUGUAACUUUGGUAGUAAGCCCACAGCACUUGCAGUGUUGAGUCAAACACAGACUACAUCACUAUUGAAUCAGACUGAACAGCAUAUUACGGAAAUUUUUGGAUCUACUCUUGAUGCGUCUGUAUUUGGUAAAAGUUGUCAGACAACUAACGCAAAUCCAAUAUUUUAA
Messenger RNA from Macrosiphum euphorbiae (potato aphid), 384 nucleotides. NCBI's taxonomy places the organism in Eukaryota, Metazoa, Arthropoda, Insecta, Hemiptera, Aphididae. The record is from the annotation of a GenBank genome assembly.